Racocetra persica is the source of this 357-nucleotide messenger RNA. The record is from the annotation of a GenBank genome assembly. NCBI's taxonomy places the organism in Eukaryota, Fungi, Glomeromycota, Glomeromycetes, Diversisporales, Gigasporaceae.
AAAUAUAACCCAACAAUCGAAGAUUCAUAUCGAAAACAAACUGUCGUAGAUGGCUUACCUUGUGUUCUAGAAGUAUUGGAUACUGCUGGUCAAGAAGAAUAUGCAAUGUUGCGUAAUCAAUGGAUCAGUGAUGGAGAAGGCUUUCUAAUUAUUUAUUCCGUAUCUUCAAGAUCUACAUUUGAGAGAAUAGAACAAUUUUAUGAAAGCAUUUUAUAUUUCAAGAAUUAUGUGCCACCAAUUAUACUUAUUGGUAAUAAAUGUGACAAACAUGCUGAACGUGAAGUUUCUAGAGAAGAAGGAAUGAAUAUGGCGAAAAAGCUUAAAUGCGAUUUUAUAGAAGCUUCUGCCAAAACAUGC